AUGUUCGACAAGCGAACUGCCCGCUACGCCUCCCUCGUAGCCGACUUCUGGGUUUCCCUCGGCUCCGGAACCCACUAUGUCUACUCCGCCUACGGACCUCAGCUCGCUGAGCGUCUCGGUUUCUCGGCCACCCAGUCCUCAGUCAUCGCGACCCUCGGCAGUGUCGGGGUCUACCUGGUCGCCCCCGCCGCCGGUGUCGUUAUCGACCGGAAGCCUCCCCAUAUCCCCAUCACCAUCGGUGGCUGCAUGAUCCUCUUCGGUUACAUGAUGAUGCGUUUCGCCUACACCUCCGAGCUGCGGUCUGUCGCCUUCGUCGGAAUCUUCAUGAUCGUCGCCUCCGCCGGAAACACCUUUGCCUACCACGCCUGCGUCAAGUGCGCCGCCGUCAACUUCCCCCAUAAACGCGGUACCGCAACAUCCAUCCCCGUCGCGGGAUACGGUCUCUCCGCCCUCUUCUUCUCCCAGAUCGGAAAUGCCGCAUUCCCCGGUGACACCGGUCGCUUCAUGCUCAUGCUGCCCCUUCUUUCCUCCGGCCUCGUCUUCCUCGGUCUCCCCUUUGUCCGCAACAUCACCCUCGACAAGAUCGCCGACUCUGAAGUCGCCGUCAUCCCCGAUGACAUCCAGUCCGUCGAGACCGAUGCCCUCAUCCGCCAGACCACCAACUCCGCCUCCUCAGUCAACGAGAAGAAGUCCUACGCCGCCAUCUCCGAGUUUGAGCACGAGAGCGCCCAGUCUGAGGUUACCGACGAGGAGGCCUCUAUGGCCGACGAAAUCGUCUACGCCCCCGACGACCCUGAUGAGAUCGACAUCCACGGAUGGGCCCUUCUCCGUGACUUCCGGUUCUGGACUCACUUCACCAUCUUCGGUCUCAUGUCCGGCUGCGGUCUUAUGUACAUUCUCUCCGACGGAUACGUCCUCCGUGCUCUGUUCACCUACCGCAACCCCUACAUCUCCCCCCAGGAUCUCCUCACCAACCAGGCUAUCCAGGUCUCGCUCGUCUCCUCCUUCUCGUUCAUCGGUCGUAUCAUCGCCGGAUACUGCGCCGAUCGUCUCGUUCGCCACGGAUACCAGCGCAUGUGGGUCAUCUUCGUCGGUACCCUUUGCUUCGUCCUUGCUCAGAUCGGUGGUCUUACCAUCACCUCUUCCCGUUUCAUGUGGUUCACUUCGAUCUUCAACGGUAUGGGAUACGGUGCUCUCUUUGGCUCCUACGCCUCCAUCAUGUCCGAGGUCUUUGGCAUCAAGCGUUUCUCCGAGAACUACGGUUUCCUCACCAUCUCCACCGUCAUCGGCUCUGAUGUCUUUGCCUUUGCUUUCGGUGCUAUCUACGAUGGCAACAGCUACUUCAUCCCUGAGGAUGCGUACAUGAACUACCCCGAGUACAAGGGCGACUUCAACUCCUCCUCGCCUUACUACAACAUGACCACAACCUACCAGUACUUUGACGAGUUCACCAACACCACCAUGCGGAGAUUCGGUUCCCAGGUCGGCCAGGUCUGCGACAAGGGCGUCGACUGCUACCGCACCGCCUUCAUCAUCACCCUUCCUUGCUCCAUCGUCGCCACCGUCUUGUCCAUCCUCCUCAUCCGUUACGAGAACCGCAAGAACACCAGACUCGCCAUGGAGCAGGAGGCCAUGCUCGCGGCCGGUAACGCAAAGUCGCUUGCCGAGUCCUCGGACGCUGAUGCUACCCUCGUCGCCGGGCAGUAA
Molecule: messenger RNA, 1707 nt
Organism: Myxozyma melibiosi
Lineage: Eukaryota; Fungi; Ascomycota; Lipomycetes; Lipomycetales; Lipomycetaceae
Product: major facilitator superfamily domain-containing protein
Exons: 3
Coding region: 1-1707 (568 amino acids)
Cellular component (GO): fungal-type vacuole membrane
Source: RefSeq, a predicted model, not a curated record